Messenger RNA from Symbiodinium natans, 1125 nucleotides. The record is from the annotation of a GenBank genome assembly. Lineage: Eukaryota; Dinophyceae; Suessiales; Symbiodiniaceae.
AUGGAAGAAUCCAUCGAGGAAGCCAUUGCUGCCUUCAAAGCAGGACGCUUCGUGAUUGUGGCCGAUGGAGAGGACCGCAAAAAUGAAUGCGAUUUGGUUUUUGCGGCUGACCAGGCAACAACGGAGGCCAUGGCAUUUGCCAUCCGCCAAGGGUCUGGAAUUGUGUAUGCGGUUUCGAACAAGGAGGCUUUGCAACAUUUUGGUUUGUAUCCUGCCACAACUGUGAACACUGAUCGGUUCUCCAUCGGCGCCUAUGUUUCCACGACUUUUGUACCAGGGUCUUCCACUGGUCUUUCAGCAGCAGACAGGGCUGCCACAGCUAGGGCGUUGUGCAACUAUAGCAACACGCCGGAUGUAUUUUCAAAACCAGGUCACAUGUUCCCUGUUGCGGCGCACGCAGACGGGGUUCUGGGACGUCCGGGCCAUACAGAAGCCGCAUAUGAUCUUUGUCGCCUCAGUGGCCGGAUGUCUGUCGCUUGCUUGACCGAGCUGACCACAGAAGAUGGCUCAAUGCUGCGGUUGCAAGGAGCUGUUGAUUUCGGGAAGAAGCACGCCAUUCCAGUCAUCAGUGUGGAGCAAAUCAUUCGCCACCGAGGACAGUUCCCCCAAUUUCCGAAUGCACCCAAUCCAGACAGCAUUCCCAGUAUUCGUGGAUUGGAUUUGCCAGCUUUUGAUGGAUCUGGCUUGCGGAUUGCCAUUGUGGGUGCUCGUUGGAACUCAGUUGUCACCCGCAGCCUGGUGACGGGAGCCAAAGAAGCGUUGGAAUCUUGCAACGUGCGGGACAUUUCAACGGAGUACGUUGCGGGAUCCUAUGAGCUGCCAGCGGCUGCUCAAAUAUUGUUGGAGUCACGCAAAUUUGAUGGAAUCAUAUGUGUUGGCUGCUUGAUCAAGGGCCAGUCAAUGCAUUUCGAGUAUGUCAGCGAGGCAGUCACCCAAGGCAUCAUGCGCUUGAACUUGGAUUACAAGGUGCCGGUCGUUUACGGCAUUCUUUCCGUGUUGACGGAAGAACAAGCCAGACAAAGAUCAGGGAUCUCCAGUGCUCACAACAGUGGCAAGGAGUGGGGCAUCACGUGUGUGGAAUCGUGUUUGUUGAAGAAGCGCUACCUGAAGGUCUCGCGGUUAUGA